AUGUCCGGCAACAAAUUGAAUGUAGCAGUGGCCGGACUUGGCCGCAUGGGGUUGCGACAUGCUCGCCAUUUCGCAAAUUUCACACCGAAGGCCAACCUGAUAGCCGUGAGCUCCCCAGUCCAAGCGGAACUGGAUGCGGCACAGGCCGAGUUCGGGCCCCUGAGGACAUACCUGGACUACGAUGAGAUGCUCAGGAAAGAGUCCACAUUGCAAGCUGUAGUCGUCUCCAGCGCGACCACGGUGCACGCAGAGCAGGCCAUCAAGGCCAUCGAGAAGGGCCUGCACGUGUUGUGCGAAAAGCCGCUCAGCACGAGCGUCGAGAUCUCACAGUCCGUUGUUGACGCAUAUAAGAAGUCCCUGAAGAAGAACCCGGCGCAGAAGGUCAUCUGCGGCUUCUCGCGCAGGUUUGACGCAUCUUACCGAGACGCCUACAAGCGCCUCUCCACAGGAGCCAUCGGCACACCAUCGGUCUUCCGAUCUCAGACUGCUGAUAAGCUGGACCCGUCAGGCUUCUUCGUCGCCUAUGCCGAGUUCAGCGGUGGUAUCUUCGUCGACUGCUCUAUCCAUGAUAUUGAUCUGGCGCUGUGGUUCUUCGGCGAGGACAGCAAAGUCAAGAGCGUAUCUGCUGUGGGCAUCACAGCUGUGCAGCCUGAUCUGAGGAAGCAUAACGAUCGAGACAACGCUGUUGCUGUGGUCGAGUUUUAUGGCGGCAAAAUUGCUCAGCUGUUCUGCUCCCGCAUGAUGGCAGCCGGCCAAGAAGACACAACUGAGAUCUUCGGCACAGCUGGCAAGAUCGCAAUCAACACUCAGCCUCAGCUCAACCUGGUAAACUUAUUUGAGCCUAAUGGAAUUCGCCGUGAGAUCCCUGGAGACUACUACGGUCGCUUCCGUGAGGCAUUCAUUACCGAGGCCAACGAGUUCACUGAGAGCUGCCUGAACAACACACCACCGCCGCUGAAGCUGGAAGGGGCUGUGAACGCCGUAAGGAUUGGUUGUGCGUUGCAAGAGAGUCUGAUUUCGGGGAAGAAGAUCGAAUUCGACGAGAGUGGAAACAGGAUCGAGUCUCCCGAGCGGGCAAGACUAUCAUCGAUACUAGCCAUGCGGGGCAUAAUGGCAACCAUCCUACUGGCAGAAGUUGACAUGGUUUAUAUGAGAUUGAGAGAUUUAAGACGGGGUUUCAUUCUGAAGGGGGAAAACAAGGAAGAGCAGCCCGAUCCAGGGACAUAUCCAGGCUGUCAGGCUAAAGAUCGCCAAGGUUUCAUCGCCGAUGAGUUCCUGAUGCGGCAAUUUUUAGGUUCGCCCGAAGGGCUGGGGCUGCAACCCGUCGCCUUGCACUAUGACGACGCCGGGGCUACCCCGCCUCAAUUUUGUGGUACGAGGGGCAGCAUGGACUCUAAAUUCAACUCGGCUGGCGGAGCCAAUGUCGAGCAGGUUGAGAACCAGGCCAAGACUGGCCCCCCUAUCCUCGAUGCCUCACUCAACCCAUCGGAAACUGUCUCGUAUGGAGAGCAAGGCAUCAAGGGUCUGAUCAGCUCUCCCUACAUCUUCGGAGCAGCAUUACUUGCCUCCAUGGGCGGCUUCUCCUUUGGCUACGACCAGGGUGUCAUAUCCAUCAUCAACGUGAUGGACCAGUUCCACGCUGUGUUUCCCCGGGCGGAGACUGCAUUCGGAAAGGGUCUAAUGACUGGCAUGCUCGAAUUUGGCGCCUUUCUCGGAUGUUUUUUCAUGCCCGCACUCGCCGACAGGGUAUCACGAAAACGGGCCAUUGCUUUCGUCGUCAUCAUCUUCAACAUCGGAGCCAUCAUGCAGACAACCGCAAGAAGUUAUGCCGUCUUGGUCGCUGGCAGAACAAUUGGAGGAAUAGGAGUCGGCACCUUGGCCAUGGGAGCACCCAUUUACAUUUCUGAAAUCUCCCCGCCCAACCUUAGAGGUACACUCCUGGUGCUCGAGUCCAUCUCGAUCGUUGGAGGCGUCGUUAUCUCGUUCUGGAUCACCUACGGAACUCGCCACAUCGACGGCGAGGCAUCGUUUCGAAUCCCCUUUGGCCUGCAGAUGGUGUCUUCAACCCUGCUCGGCCUCGGAAUUCAGGCCUUCCCGUACUCGCCCCGAUGGCUCGCCUUGGUUGACAGGCCUGACGAGGCGCUCUCCAGCCUCUCGCGUCUGCGAAGACUGCCGACCACCGACUCCCGCGUGCAGGCGGAGCACCAUGGGAUCCUGACCGAAGUCGCGAUCCAGAAGAAGAUCCAACACAAGAAGCACCCUGGCGUCAGCGGGAUCAGGCUCGAGAUUAUCGAAUGGCUCGACGUGUUCAAGCUGUGGCGUCGCACUGUUGUCGGCGUGGGCGUCGCAUUCUUCCAGCAGUUCUCUGGUAUCAAUGCCUUCAUCUACUACGCGCCCACCCUGUUUGAGUCGCUGGGCCAGGACCCAGAGAUGGCUCUGAUCAUGUCCGGCAUCUUCAACAUUCUGCAAUGGGUUGCCGUUGGCAUGUGCUUCCUCGUCAUCGAUAAGGUUGGCCGUAAGCCUUUAGCCAUCUUCGGUGGCUUCAGCUCCGGUCUCACCUGGAUUAUCAUGGCGGUCCUUGUCGGCGUCUUCUCCCAUGACUGGCCGUCCAACCCCGCAGCCGGCUGGGCCGCUGUUGCUAUGGCUUUCCUGUUCAUUCUGACGUAUGGAAGCACAUUCUCCUGCCUUGGUUGGUGUCUCCCUGCCGAGGUUUUCACCAAUGCAACACGUGCGAAGGGUGUCGCUUUGUCAACUGCCACAGUGUGGCUUUGCAACUUCAUCGUAGGAGUGGCUACCCCGCCUAUGCUUGAACAACUGGGCUUUGGCACAUAUGUUUUCUUUGGGUCAUUCUGUAUCUUGUCCGGCUUCUGGGCAAUCUUUCUCGUCCCUGAGACAAAAGGUAAGACGUUGGAGCAGAUGGACGAGCUGUUUAAAGACACGGCAGCUCAGGAAGAGAAAGAAAUAAUGAGGGCUGAGAUUAUGGCCGACGCGGCCUUGCAUGAGGGCCAGAAGUACGACUCUGCUUAA
This is a messenger RNA of Diaporthe amygdali, 3027 nucleotides long. RefSeq lists its product as uncharacterized. The record is from RefSeq and is a predicted model, not a curated record. NCBI's taxonomy places the organism in Eukaryota, Fungi, Ascomycota, Sordariomycetes, Diaporthales, Diaporthaceae. Gene Ontology annotation, cellular component: membrane. Gene Ontology annotation, biological process: carbohydrate transport; transmembrane transport. The transcript has 9 exons. Gene Ontology annotation, molecular function: nucleotide binding; carbohydrate:proton symporter activity. Bases 1 to 3027 code for a protein of 1008 amino acids.